Molecule: messenger RNA, 1340 nt
Organism: Vicugna pacos (alpaca)
Lineage: Eukaryota; Metazoa; Chordata; Mammalia; Artiodactyla; Camelidae
Gene: TXNL4B
Product: thioredoxin like 4B
Biological process (GO): mRNA splicing, via spliceosome
Cellular component (GO): U4/U6 x U5 tri-snRNP complex; U5 snRNP; spliceosomal complex
Source: RefSeq, a predicted model, not a curated record
AGGCUUCCGGUAGAGCCGGUGCAGGUGGGCGGUCACUAAAAUAGCCUCUUCUGCUUAUUGGACUGUUGAGCGGGGUCGACCGCGCGUUCAUCACUGCGCCUGUGCAUUUUCUUUUUCCGUUUCCGUCCCCUUAAAUGGUCGGCCGACGGUUGCUAGGCAACAGUCCCUGGGUUACUUCGGAUUAGGGUCGCCGAGGCGGUUCCGGCGGAAAAAAGGACUUGCCUUAGUCUCGGCUUUUUGGAGAAAGCGUCGGAGUUGCCGACAGCCGUGAAGUGGAAGAGAGGGAGGGAUUUGAACAAAUAAAGCUGACACUGAGGAUUGAUAUUUUGAUUAUUUCAAGAUGAGCUUCCUAUUACCCAAGCUGAGUAGCAAAAAAGAAGUAGACCAGGUGAUAAAAACUACCGCAGAGAAGGUGUUGGUUCUCAGGUUUGGCAGAGAUGAGGACCCCGUCUGCCUGCAGCUAGAUGAUAUUCUUUCUAAGACCUCUUCUGACUUGAGUAAAAUGGCUGCUAUAUAUCUGGUAGAUGUGGACCAAACUCCAGUUUAUACACACUAUUUUGAUAUCAGUUAUAUUCCAUCUACGGUGUUUUUCUUCAAUGGGCAGCAUAUGAAAGUGGAUUAUGGGUCUCCAGAUCACACUAAGUUUGUGGGAAGUUUCAAAACCAAACAAGACUUCAUAGAUUUGAUUGAAGUAAUUUAUCGAGGAGCAAUGAGGGGAAAACUUAUUGUCCAAAGUCCUAUUGAUCCCAAGAAUAUUCCCAAAUAUGACCUCCUCUAUCAAGACAUUUAGCACAUUCACUACUGUCAAGUUGAUGAGAAAGGCACAUCGUGAAGCGGUACCUGAAUCCAGCUGUGCUGUUUUUCUGGAGUCCUUCAGAAACACGUUCAGCAUCCUGGCAGGGAAGAGGUUUGACAUGUAUGGAAAAUACCGGCCCCCAAGCCGAAGACCAGACUGGCACUGUGACAAUCUGGGACGCCUACAUGUCCACUACCCGCUGCAGACCUCAGGCAGUCACGUCAGCCCUGGGCAGUUUCCCCAGUGCGGUUAUUUCAACUUCUCUUUAUAUUGUGCUUUUCUUUAUUCUUUCAAAUAAUACAGAAUCCUUCCAAACAUUAGCUAGUACAGUUUGAUUCAACUGUGUUUAUUUGACACACAAGUAAAACAGAAAGUCAGUUCCCAUAAGAGCAAAAAUACUUACCUUCUACCCUAGAUGUACACACGCACUCCCCCUGCAUCAACCUCAACCCAUGCGCUCCUCUACUCAUAUUUAUCUCAUGCCUACCUAUCUCCAGUCCCUGUUAUCCCGGUUUCUCCUGGAAUAAACGAUUCUCUGCUGAUA